ACUACCGGCAAAGAUGGAGAACUUUGAAGAGAUGGCUGAUGUUCUUAGGAGAGUUUCCUUGAUCUCCACAACGAAACCUGAGCAACUGGCGGAUAAGUUAAGUAAAGAGAAACACACCCCAAAUGAUACUUUGUACCUGGUGCGGAUGUUAUGUUUGCUAUUCGGUGCGCUCGGUAUAUUGCCUAUGAGUUUCUUCGUCACGGCCAAUGAUUACUGGAUGUAUAAAUUUAGAGAUCCCGCAAAGGAUACGGUAGAUCUGAACAAUAAGACAACCCUUGAAAAAUAUUUCUUCUCAGGAGGGAUGGUAGUCCAAUCAGUACCUUCUGUAGCGGCCAUGUUAUUAUCAGUAACAUACGGACCUAGAUUUAAAGCUAGCUCCAGAAUUCUUUUAUCUGUGACUUUCGUAAACGCUAUUUUCGUAGUAUUUACUGCCUUCAUAAAGAUUAACACUGAUACAUGGCAGGUGGCAUUUUUUGUGCUUACUCUUGCGGCAAUGUCGCUUCUAACAGGUACCCUUAACCUGUUUCAAGUCACCUCUACAGCUAUUGUAUCGAAAUUCCCCCCAGUUUACAUGAAGACCUUCUUAUUCGGUCAGGGAAUUGCCACGAUUUUCAGCGCACUUAUGCAAAUUCUAUCCUUGAGUCUUGGAACCUCUACAGAAGCUUCAGCACUGUUCUACUUCAUCGUAGGCGAUCUAAUAAUCUUUUCAACCUGGUUUUUGCAUCUGUUCGUUCAAAACACGACUUUCUACAAGUAUUACAUGCACCUAGAGGUGGAAGAUACGAAGAAGAAGCACACGAGAGAAGACAUUAAGGUCGCCUUCUUUCGAAUAUGGCCUUGUUUGGCUAUAAUGAUUCUUGGAUUCGUUACUAUGAGUAUGAUGCAUCCCACUAUUACCACUUUAGUCGUUUCAGAGAACUAUGGCAAUGGGAAUAAAUGGAACGAUGUGUACUUUAUACCUACCAUUACGUAUUUGUUUACCGAACUCUGCUCACUGUUUGGAAGGUUAACGUCUAGGGCCAUAAUUACGAAAUCUAACAGUAUCUGGGUAGUAGGCUUUGUGCUCCUUAGGAUGGUAAUUCUACCACCUCUGGUGUGGUUUUGUAAUGCGCAGCCCAGAAAUCACCUUCCAGUUCUAUUUCCACACGACUGGGAGUACAUCCUAGUUCUUGUAUUGUGCUCUGCGAGUUCCGGCUACUUAAUGAAUGCUGGUAUGCUCAGCAUCCGAGAACUCGCAGGGGAUAAAGAAGACGUGUCCUAUUUAAUCAUGCUUAGUGUCGGAGGAAUAUUUGGGUGUCUACUUUCUCCCAUUAGUCUAGUAAUCGUUCAUAUACUGUGAUAGAAUAUAAUCUUACCAAUCUUUGGCUUUGGAACUUUUCAAGGAUUCGCCAUUGCACGGAGCAAUUGAAGCCCAGAGUGAAAGUGUAGUUUGUAGAGAAAUUCUUCUUCAGUUGAGUUAUGGAUUGUCUAUGCCAGUUAUAUAUAAUACCAAUUACAUUAACUGGUAACAGAAGAAAAGAUUAAUAGGAAAAUAUUUAAAAAGGGGUUUUUACGUGAAAUAUCAGUACGCAUAUAGCGGAGAAGGACAGAAACACACUGUUCCGGCACAGUAUAGAUAAAUAUUUUGCUGUGGUCCAGUGACGCGUGUUGCCACGUUAUACGCCACCACGUCAGCAAAAUCUCUUUAUGUUUAAGAAGGGUAUAAUCGUUCAUUGUGUGCAUAUAAUGCGUACACAGUGCACAUUGUUGUGAUGCCUUCUCUCACUUGCUUGAUUUCUUAUCAUGCAGGUAAAUAAGACUGCAUCAAAAAUUCACCAAAUUUUGUUAAUUAACAAGAACCGGGAAAACUCGAAUGUGUAUAAUAUGAUUAAUAAUAAUUAGACCCUAUAAAGCCUAGAAUAUGGAGGUAAAAGCCCGACAAGAAUAAAGUGUUUGCAUCAAA
Anoplophora glabripennis (Asian longhorned beetle) is the source of this 1942-nucleotide messenger RNA. Its product is annotated as equilibrative nucleoside transporter 3-like. The transcript has 8 exons. The record is from RefSeq and is a predicted model, not a curated record. Gene Ontology annotation, biological process: nucleoside transmembrane transport. Gene Ontology annotation, cellular component: plasma membrane. NCBI's taxonomy places the organism in Eukaryota, Metazoa, Arthropoda, Insecta, Coleoptera, Cerambycidae. Gene Ontology annotation, molecular function: nucleoside transmembrane transporter activity. The coding region runs from base 14 to 1339 and encodes 441 amino acids.